UAAACGCAAUGUGGUGCAGAGUGGGGGUAGGAGAAAGUUGUAGACAUGUGAAGAGAAGGUGUGUCACGCGCUACGUCGUCGUACGGGGAGUGAAGGAUGCGUGUGGGGGAGUGAAGAGGAAAUAAAAAUAGAAGAGAAAGUAGCAAUAAGACGCGCCGUGAAUGCGGAGUGAGAGAGGAGCGAGUGAGGCAAGCGAGUUGAGUUCCUCUCCGAUCCCAUCCAUAAUUGAAUUGUUUCCCCCAAUUUUCAAAACCCUAGCUUUCCCACUCGCGCUUUUCCCCACUCGCGGCUCCUGAUCUCCCGCCCUUUAAGUGACAGGUAGCAACUACUGAAGUGCAUGGUAGUGCAGUGCGUCAAAAUAUGGGUGAUGCAUUAAAUGAAGUGCAUCGCAGAGGUGGUACUCUUGCUGCUUCUCCCAAGAGGGACAUUGCAUUGUUUGAAGGAGACAAAGAUUUUGAGCCCCACAAUGGCAUUGAAUUUGAAUCCCAUGAAGCAGCAUAUUCAUUUUAUCAGGAAUAUGCCAAAUCUAUGGGAUUCACUACUUCAAUAAAAAACAGCAGACGCUCAAAGAAAACAAAAGAAUUUAUUGAUGCCAAAUUUGCGUGCUCUAGGUAUGGAGUUACACCUGAGUCUGACAGUGGGAGCAGUCGAAGACCAAGUGUAAAGAAAACAGAUUGCAAAGCUUGCAUGCAUGUGAAGAGAAAGCCGGAUGGAAAGUGGAUCAUUCAUGAAUUUAUAAAGGAACAUAAUCAUGAACUUUUACCGGCCUUGGCAUAUCAUUUUCGGAUUCAUAGAAAUGUGAAAUUAGCCGAAAAGAAUAAUAUUGAUAUCUUGCAUGCUGUUAGUGAACGCACCAGAAAGAUGUAUGUUGAAAUGUCUAGGCAAUCUGGUGGCUGUCAAAAAAUUGGGUCUCUCUUGGGUGAUAUAAACUACCAGUUUGACAGAGGCCAGUAUUUGGCUUUGGAUGAGGGAGAUGCCCAAGUUAUGCUUGAGUAUUUUAAGCACGUACAAAAGGAGAGUCCAAACUUCUUCUAUUCUAUAGAUUUAAAUGAAGAGCAGCGUUUAAGAAAUCUAUUUUGGAUUGAUGCAAAAAGUAUCAAUGAUUAUCACAGCUUUAAUGAUGUAGUUUCAUUUGAUACCACAUACAUAAAAAACAAUGACAAGUUGCCAUUUGCACCUUUUGUUGGAGUGAACCACCACUCUCAACCUAUAUUGCUUGGAUGUGCUUUGGUUGCAGAUGAGACUAAACCAACAUUUGUUUGGCUAAUGAAGACAUGGCUUAGAGCAAUGGGAGGGCAAGCUCCCAAAGUUAUAAUCACUGAUCAAGACAAAGCUUUGAAGACAGCAGUGGAAGAAGUCUUUCCAAAUGUACGGCAUUGCUUUUCUCUUUGGCACAUUCUGGAGAGGAUACCCGAAAAUCUCUCUUUUGUGAUCAAACAGUAUAACAACUUCUUGCCAAAAUUUAACAAGUGCAUUUUUAAAUCUUGGACAGAUGAACAGUUUGACAUGAGAUGGUGGAAAAUGGUCACUAGAUUUGGACUCCAAGAUGAUAUAUGGGUUCAGUCACUGUAUGAUGACCGGAAAAAGUGGAUGCCAAUUUACAUGGGGGAUACCUUUUUAGCUGGAAUGUCUACUCCUCAGCGCUCUGAAAGUAUGAACUCUUUCUUCGACAAAUAUAUUCAUAAAAAAAUUACCCUUAAAGAGUUUGUUAAACAAUAUGGGAUAAUUCUUCAGAAUAGGUAUGAUGAGGAAGCCAUUGCAGAUUUUGAUACAUUACACAAACAGCCAGCACUUAAAUCUCCUUCACCUUGGGAAAAACAAAUGUCAACAGUUUAUACCCAUACAAUAUUUAAGAAAUUUCAAGUUGAAGUUUUGGGUGUAGCUGGUUGUCAAUCUAGGAUAGAGGCUGGAGAUGGAACUAUUGCAAAAUUUAUGGUUCAAGAUUAUGAGAAGGAUGAAGAGUUUCUGGUAACUUGGAAUGAGUUGAGCUCAGAGGUCUCUUGCUUCUGUCGAUUGUUUGAAUAUAAAGGUUUCCUUUGCAGGCAUGCAUUGAGUGUUCUCCAACGUUGUGGUUGUUCAAGUGUUCCAUCUCAUUAUAUCUUGAAAAGGUGGACCAAAGAUGCCAAAAUUAAGGAAUCAAUGGCAGAUAGGACAAGAAGGAUACAAACAAGGGUGCAACGUUAUAAUGAUUUGUGCAAACAAGCUAUUGAUUUGAGUGAAGAAGGAUCAUUAUCCGAAGAGAAUUACAAUGUUGUUUUUCGUGCACUUGUUGAUGCCUUGAAGAACUGUGUACUUGUCAAUAAUUCUAAUAUCAAUGGUGCAGAAGCCAGCAACAGUGCCCAUAGCCUUCGUGAAGCAGAAGAAAAUCAGGGUGCUCUUGCUUUGAAACCAAAUAAAAAGAGGAAUGCAGCUAGGAAAAGAAAGGCACAAUUAGAGCAGGAUGUUAUACUUGUUGAUGCUCAAGAUAGCCUGCAGCAAAUGGAUAAUCUUAGCUCGGACGCAGUAACCCUUAAUGGGUAUUAUGGUUCCCAGCAGAAUGUGCAAGGACUGCAAGUACAGUUGAACUUAAUGGAGCCGCCUCAUGAUGGUUACUAUGUUAAUCAUCAGAGCAUGCAAGGCCUGGGUCCUUUGAAUUCUAUGGCUCCAAGCCAUGAUGGGUUUUUUGGAACACAGCAAAGCAUUCAUGGGCUGGGAGGGCAAUUGGAAUUUCGUCCAGCUACUACUUUUGGAUAUAGCCUUCAGGAUGAACAUGAUCCCCAGUUUCAUGGCAACAGUUCAAGAAAUACUUAGUAAGUUGUCUCUUCUGCAAAUGGCAGUUUCCUCAGAGGCUGUCAAAUUUCUAUGUGAUGAUUGAAAAGACCAUCAAUGGAACUUGGGCACUUCAUUGGCUCGACAACAGUUCAUAUUUCAAAGUUUCUGUAACUAUAUUCACCAGUGAGGUUUUGUUUACCUCAUCUUGAUAAUAUUUCACCUUCCUGUAUUUUACACGGAAGUUGCCCAUUGUAAUCUAAUUCAGGCAUACGAGAUGUCCAUAGUCUGUCUCCACAUGCCUUCCCUGCAUUGUGGUGACCACCUCAAAAUGAUUAUAUGAAUGAGUCAAAAACCAUCUUUCUUUAUGCAUUGUCAUGUGUUCCUGGUGGCACAAAAAUUGGGAAUAAACUGUUCUCCCCGAUUGAGUAACACGAAAACCUAUGCUAGUAUGCUGAGAAAGAAGAUAGAGUUCCUCACGCGAGAUGCAGAAGUUGUUGCCGUCUGUCACCAGAACAAAUACAAGCACGUCACUUUCCAUGGUAGUAAUUAUACGAGGUAAUCGUAACUGACAACAUUUCCUGUUAGAAAUCCAGUGCCAUCACGGACCCUUUUCCGAGAUAGUUCCAACUGUUGUAGUUUUCAUAUUGUAUGUAAUAUAGUUGAUGGUAUAUGCGUUACAAGGUUUUGUAGGGGUCCUCCCACAUCUUUUAACCCAAAAAAGCUUUACAAGUUCCAUUGUCGUAUGUAUUAGAACGAUUAUGUUAUUUGUUCAUCCAAAUUGGAGCUUGCCAAUUA
This is a messenger RNA of Cajanus cajan (pigeon pea), 3546 nucleotides long. RefSeq names its product FRS (FAR1 Related Sequences) transcription factor family (gene FAR1). Gene Ontology annotation, biological process: regulation of DNA-templated transcription. Gene Ontology annotation, molecular function: zinc ion binding. The record is from RefSeq and is a predicted model, not a curated record. Lineage: Eukaryota; Viridiplantae; Streptophyta; Magnoliopsida; Fabales; Fabaceae.